Messenger RNA from Marmota monax (woodchuck), 1749 nucleotides. RefSeq names its product family with sequence similarity 98 member B (gene Tslig3b). Gene Ontology annotation, cellular component: tRNA-splicing ligase complex. The transcript is spliced from 8 exons. The record is from RefSeq and is a predicted model, not a curated record. NCBI's taxonomy places the organism in Eukaryota, Metazoa, Chordata, Mammalia, Rodentia, Sciuridae. The coding region runs from base 64 to 1335 and encodes 423 amino acids.
GCGCUGUGACGUUGGUUUCCGGCGGUCUCUUUAGAAAGCCGAACAGCUUUGGGCCAAAGGACCAUGAGAGGGCCGGAGCCGGGUCCCGAAGCUACCAUGGAGGGGGACGUGCUAGACACACUGGAGGCUCUGGGGUAUAAGGGACCACUGUUAGAAGAACAAGCCCUUACCAAGGCAGCAGAAGGUGGACUGUCUUCACCUGAAUUUUCAGAGCUCUGUAUUUGGUUAGGCUCUCAAAUAAAAUCAUUGUGCAACUUGGAAGAAAGUAUCACUUCAACUGGGAGAGAUGACCUAGAGAGCUUCCAACUUGAGAUAAGUGGUUUUUUAAAAGAAAUGGCAUGUCCAUAUUCUGUUCUCAUAUCAGGAGAUAUUAAAGACCGUUUAAAAAACAAGGAUGACUGUUUGAAACUUCUAUUAUUUUUAAGUACAGAACUUCAAGCUUCACAGAUAUUGCAGAAGAAGAAACGUAAAAAUUCUCAGUUAGAUAAAAACAGUGAAAUUUAUCAGGAAGUUCAAGUUAUAUGUGAUUCUCUUGGUGUUCCCAAGUCAACCACUUCCGACAUUCCACUUAUGCUAAACCAAGUGGAAUCAAAGGUAAAGGAUAUUCUCUCUAAAGUCCAGAAAAAUCAUGUGGGAAAACCACUGCUAAAAAUUGAUUUAAGUCUGGAACAGGCGGAACAACUGGAAAGAAUUAAUGAUGCCCUUUCCUGUGAAUAUGAAUGCCGCCGCCGCAUGUUAAUGAAACGAUUAGAUGUGACAGUGCAGUCCUUUGGAUGGUCUGAUAGAGCAAAGGUCAAAACAGAUAACAUAGCAAGAAUUUACCAGCCCAAACGUUAUGCUUUAUCACCUAAGACAACAAUUACGUUGGCACAUCUACUUGCUGCUCGAGAAGAUCUAUCUAAGAUCAUUAGGACAAGUAGUGGCUCCAGCCGGGAAAAGACAGCGUGUGCCAUUAAUAAGGUGCUGAUGGGAAGGGUGCCUGACAGGGGAGGACGGCCGAAUGAAAUUGAACCACCACCCCCUGAAAUGCCCCCUUGGCAAAAGAGACAAGAUGGUGGCGGAAGGGGUGGUUGGGGUGGUGGAGGUGGAGGUGGUGGCAGAGGAGGUGGUGGGGGUGGGAGAGGUGGCUGGGGAGGGGGAGGGGGAGGCGGGUGGGGAGGAGGUGGUGGAGGAGGUGGAGGUAGAGGAGGUUUCCAGGGCAGGGGAGAUUAUGGUGGUAGGGGAGAUUAUGGUGGAAGAGGAGGCUAUGGUGGAAGAGGGGGCUAUGGUGGGAGAGGUUAUGGAGAUCCAUAUGGAGGAGGGGGUGGUGGUGGUGGAGGAUAUAGAAGAUAUUAAAAACUGCAACAAUUAGAUAUUAGUGCUUACUUCUUGUUAGAUACUUUAGGCAUAGUAUUCUAAAUAACAAAUUUGACUAUUAUCUUUGGAGAAAAUACCGUGUUAGAUUCCCUGAUGAAAUCAUUCUUGAAUUGGGUUAAUGUGUAAGAACAUUGUUUUAUACUACCAAUUGAUCUCUCAAAGUGAUGACUUUUUCCAUAUUCUGUGUACUAUUGAGCAUGUUGUGUCUUUUUAAAAAACAAAAAUGAACAAAAAUAUUUUUAAAAGUAUAAAUAUUUAUUACCAUCAAACUUGGAAAAUGGAAAGUAUUUUAUUGUCAUGAUUGAAUUUAGAUUGUUAACCUGUAUUUUGUUCAGGAUUGAAACACAUAAAUGAUUCUGCCUGUGAUAGAAAAGAAUAUAGACUCUUGCCUCA